ACAUGAUAAUUAUAUAAUUCAAAAUAUAUAUGAUUGCAUACAACACUAAGGCCCAAAACAACCUGCUGCUAGUAUAGGUCAAUAUUAUACUCUUCCAUCUUACCAGUAAUCAAACUUUUCUUUAGGGAGCAGUAUUCAAAUUUCAUAUGCCAUCUUAAGUCUUUAAAAUAAAUUCAUAAAAUAAUCAGAAAAAUAAAAGAAGCAGCAGCUAUGUAUCAGAAUUGAAGAAUAUUUGGUUGUUUUGGUUCCAAAGAAUAUCCUUUCUUUCCAAUGAAAUCCAACAUGCCCAAAACCACAAACUAAAUUCUCCUCAGCUUUUUGUUACUUUUUUCUAAGGAAAGAAAAUUAAACCAAAUUCUCUACUUGUCUUUAGCUUGUGGUCAUUGUUCUUUCUUGGAAUAUGGUUCAGAGAAAGGUUCCCGAUAAGCUUGGAAUCCAAGCUGAUCGUUCAAUGAACCAUGAUCAGAAGCUAUUGAUGAGCUUGGGAAAAACUUUUUCGUCUCAAUACCAAGAUGGGAAAAGAAGAGGACCUGACUUGAAGACAAAAAUGAUGAAGAAAUCAAAAUCUUUCAAGCUUUCUGAUUUUGAUCAUCACAGCAUGAAAUCUUCAUCAACUUCAACUUUGAUCAUUAAACAAGUCGACAUAUGCCAUCCAGGAAAGCCUCCAACACAACACAAGCAGCCGACAACAAUCAAGACUGGAUAUGGCUCCCCUAAUUAUAUGAAGUCCACUAGCUGUUUUGAUGCCAGAAAAGAGCAACAAUCUCAGGUGAGUCUUAGGAACUCAAGUACCUCGAAAGUUGUUAGUUCAGUUUCUAAUACCAAAAAACCUGGAAAAACUUCAAAUAAAGCAUUAUCAAGCUCAUCAAAGCUUGUUAGGACUUUAACAAAGACUCCUAGUUUUAAGCACUCAAGACCAACUUCUGCCAAGAGAAAAUCUUCCAGGGUUGCCCUUUGUACUGCUGAAGAUGAUGUCAAUGUUGAGAGACCAACUUGUUCUUCAACUCUCAAGGACUCCAAGUUUCCUACUCAUCUGACUCUUGCUCCUGGAGGAACUGAGUCCGAUGGAACCUCUAUCAUGAAGGUUUGCCCAUAUACGUAUUGCUCACUAAAUGGACAUCUUCAUACUCCUUUGCCUCCAUUGAAGUGUUUCUUGUCAGCUAGAAGACGUUCCUUGAAGACACAGAAGAACAUGAAAGUUCAAGUUUUGAGCCCAAGAAAGGGGAGAAAGUUACCAUCUGAGGAGGAAGUGAGUAUUGAGAAUAGAGAGGCUGCAGAGAAUGUAGGGAUUGAUUUCUUUAUAGAAAUCUAUCCUAUGACUAAGGAAGAUGAUGUAGAGAAGAAUGAUUUUGUAUUAGCUUGUUCAAAAGGUGGAACUGAAGAAGCAGCGAAAGGAGAAUUUGAAGCAAGAGAUGGUUAUUUUGAAGAGCAAGUUGUUGUUGAGAUCUUGUCUGACGGAUCACCACAGUCUGAGAUUGACACGGAUGAAUCUCUGGGAAUGGCAGAAAUCUUUUCUGAAGGAGGAAAUUAUUAUGAAGACAGAGAUUACUCUUCAAUGUCGGAACAAGAAGAGACUGAAGGAAUGUACUCAAGUGAAAAUGCCUCUGAAAUUACUGAUAUGGAGUGGGAAGAGGGAAAAUUUUCCGACGCAGAUCUUGAAGAUGAUGCCGAUAACUCAUCAAAAAUUAUUACUACCUGCGAUGUUAAUAUGAUUCACGACUAUGAAUUGGAUGUCGGUAAAGAGAAAACUGAAUGUUUUGAAGUACUUGCUGAAGAGAACGUUACAGAGCAAGAUAUGGAGAUUCAAGAAUUUGGGACUGAAGAUUCAGAUCAACUUUCUUACACCGACGAAGUGUAUAAAGAUUUAUACGAAAAAGAAGAAACUUUUGGAGAAGGUGGCGACCCAGAUUCUAUGCACAACAACAUUUUCAUGGCUGCAACAUCAACAAUGAGACUCAAAGCAGAUGAAGCAGAAAAGAUGAUCAAUCAUGAUGAGCUGACAGAUAAAGAUUCUUGUGACAAUCCUAAAGAUGAAUCAAAGGAGGAGGAAACAAAGGGAGGGAAAAAUGGAAUUCAUAAGACAGAGAAAGAGAGUGAUUUACUUGAAGAACAACAAGUGUUUGACGAAAUCUCAACACUAGAUUCACCUACUGAACACAUUGAAGAAAGGAUCAAGUCAGGUAAGUUGGAGCAAGAUAUUGAUGAAAACCAGAACACCCAAUUGAAGAGCUUCAAUGAAUAUGAAGAUCAAUGGCAGAAAAAUUCACCAGAGAGGGAGGAAGGUGACAAAAACGAGAAUGCAACCAUGGAAAUGGAAAACAAAACAGAGCAGCAAAAGAAGAAAUCAUCAACAACAUUCUCACGUCUAGGCCAAUUGAAAGACGAACAAGAAGAACUCCGCAACUUGUGUACCAGGUCCAGAAGAGGAGUCAAAGAUUUGGAGGUAGAAACGACAAGAGAAUUCAACCCAAAAGAACCAAAUUAUCUACCGGUUGUGGCAGACCCGGAAAGAGAGAAAGUUCAUUUGAAGCACCAGAUGAUGGACGAGAGCAAAAACUCAGAGCAAUGGAUGAUCGACUAUGCACUCCAACAAGCUGUGACCAAGCUCGCCCCAGCAAGGAAGAGGAAGGUCGCUUUGCUUGUCGAAGCUUUCGAAGCUGUCACUCCAGAAACGCACCACCAUCACCAUCACCACCGUCACCCUACUUCGCCUGUGUUUCCACAUAAUGCCAUAAGAUUAAGACCCCUCCAAGCUUGCAGUUGAUCAUGAUGAUUGAGGAGAAAAAGUGAGAACCUCAUGGGUGAAAACAUUGAUUGUUUUCAAACAGUGAAGAGGGUGGAAAUGAGAUUCCAACUUUAGUAGAAUAUGGUUUGUUUUUAAAGUUAAGGGUAAUUUCUUUUAUAGAAUAUUUAUAUGAAUGACAUUAUGAUAUAUGAUAUGGUUGCAACUUAUAUGAUAUGUAAUGGGCAAAUUCUUAGACCUUAAAAACAAUUUAUUUUAUUUCGUUAUGGUGUCGUGAUUUGUAACAUCAGCAUCGCACAGGUGACUGUAUUGUAUAUAUACAUAUCGGCUCAUAUAUAUAAUGUGAGAAUCGUACUUUCUGGUUUGUUA
Cannabis sativa is the source of this 3112-nucleotide messenger RNA. RefSeq lists its product as uncharacterized. The record is from RefSeq and is a predicted model, not a curated record. Bases 401 to 2764 code for a protein of 787 amino acids. Gene Ontology annotation, molecular function: calmodulin binding. The transcript is spliced from 2 exons. NCBI's taxonomy places the organism in Eukaryota, Viridiplantae, Streptophyta, Magnoliopsida, Rosales, Cannabaceae.